GUAACUUGGUAAUAAAAACUUUUCCGCCAACAUAAAUUUAUUGGAAAAUAAUAAAAUUUCACAGAUUUCAAGCCAAAAUGUUAAAAAAAGUUUUUCAACAAAGAAGCCCAUACACAUUUUUGCAAAGGAACGCUAGGCCCUCGAAGUUGGAUGAUAUAUUGGCUCUCUCAGAGAGUCAAUUAUGCACAAAUCGGUUUUUCUCCUUUUUCUCGGAAAUAUAGCGAUAUUUUGGCAAAUGAAGUAUAMCACGGCUUAUAUCGCCUCAAGGUCUUCCUAAUACUUAAAGUGCAACUGAACCCAAUUUUUCCGAAACCUUAUUCAAAUCUACAUACAUUUAAAAGCGAAAUGCAAAAAGAAUUUUUGAAUUAGGUAAAUUCUCAAUUCGUAAUAUCAAUUUGAAUUUGGCGCCCUUGCCGAAUUUAGAGGUUCCUCGUGCAAUUUAGGGGCCUGGGUCGAGUGACGUCAGCUAAGGUACGCGAACUAGCAAGCUAUACAAAGCUACAGUAAAGUAAAGGCAUCGUUCAUGCUUGUUGCUCCCUUGUAUUCCUUGUUAUCGCUCGAAACAUAUCGAAAUCUUCUGGAAAACUACAUAAAUGGAAAUGUMACUAAGCUGUUCGGAUACUGAGAGCUCUUUAGGCUCUUUUAUUGGUGAUAUAUCGGAUCUUGAAGAGGAAUUUGAAGAGACAACGGUUGAUGCGUCGACAACCAAAUGUUCAUCUACAGCAGGAGCUGAACUCGAUGAUGUAGACGAAGGCGCUUAUCAGGAUGAGCCCAUAGCAAGUGAUCAGUGCCGGGAUGGACCAAUAUAACCAGAGGCAAAAGGAAAUCGAAGAGCUUGAAUCAGAGCUAAAGAAGCGACUUACCGGCGAAUUGCCAGCUAGCGAUUGGUGCAAGUGCGGAAAUUGUGCAAUCACGAACCUCCAAAACAUAAGCGAAUGUUACUGUUGCACGGAAAUAGAAGGUUGUGUUGAAUCCCUCACAACAGAUCUGGUGCGACAAGAAUUGUCACCCGAAGUUGAACUUUCCUGUGUGACUCAACAUCCUGGAUUCCAACCGGUUUGCCUCAACAAGUGGAGUUUGAGAAUGGCUGCCGACAGAUUCAAGACGAAAAAUAAGCAGARAUAUCGUCAAACAGGAUCUGAAGAAAGGYUUUUGAGAAGUAUCGCUUAUAGAGAAUUUUCGCGCCUCAUUCAUGGCUGGCUUGGAUCAAGGAGAAUUCCUUUACCAGCAUGUGCGUACCUCGCCAUACGAGAUGCAUUUCCUCUUGGUACAAGUGAAGUAACUUACACCGGAUUUGAUUUGGAUGAAGAAUCAUAGACUCAAUGUUUCUGCAAUUACUCUUAUUUAUUUCUUUUUUUAACUGAUGAAUGUUUUUACUAUAAAUCAGUAAAAUAAAGUAUACUUUUUACAGCUUUAUGAAGCUUUGUCAAAUACAUAAUAUUAUAUACAAGUUUGAUAAACUGGACCCACUAUCGGUUGUAAAAAAUGUCAGUUUCAAAACUCAGAACAUAGAACCUUAGACUGAAAUGGUACACGAGUAGCACAGCMAAAAGUCUCUGGUGUAUCUCAAACUAUUCAGAGGUUUACUAUGUCAUUUUCCAUUCUGGUUCCAGCUUCUAUGUUACUGAAAUAGGCAAUAAUUUCACAAUGGUCCUAAGUUUUGGUAUUUGGUUUUCCUAUUGAAUAGUUUGUUUGAUGGU
Actinia tenebrosa (Australian red waratah sea anemone) is the source of this 1700-nucleotide messenger RNA. RefSeq lists its product as uncharacterized. The record is from RefSeq and is a predicted model, not a curated record. NCBI's taxonomy places the organism in Eukaryota, Metazoa, Cnidaria, Anthozoa, Actiniaria, Actiniidae.